CACACAGUCGGAAACAACCAGCUUCAAAAGCACACGAUAUCCGGAACUUGCUAAAACGGAAACAGGGAAGAUGCGUCAAACGAUGUUGUGAACUAAUCCUCGGUCACAUUUAUUGCACCCACCUCGGGUCCCUGUUUUCUAUUGGAAGAGGUCGAAGUAGUUGAAGUAUAGCACAUUGCACGGACUGGAACAAGUUCACUAUGGAGACGGGUCAGCACAGACAACAAAACCAAGUUGUUGGUCUUGGGCGACCAACAAGUCUUCUCACGGCACCGCCAGCUUAUCAACAUCGUCAGACUCAUAGUUUUGGCACAGGAAUUACGGACGGACCUUGGCGGCGUGGUGAGGUGAUCUGUGCUGGAAAAGUUGAUCACAAUUUGGUGGAUCACGGGAACUUCCGCCUUCUCUCCCACAACGGAAUUCGCCGACCGGGCCGUGGCCGAAAUUCUUGGUGGUCUCGUGGACGUCGUAGGCCAAACUAUUCCAGUCAUUACGCUGGGUCGCCUGUUUAUCCGCCAGCCGGAGCAGGACAGCCACGCGGUCAGAUUGUGUAUCGCAAUGCUUUGCGCCGUACGUGGAACGCCAGUAUGCCACAGUGCCUACAGCAUUGUGGUUUAGCUGGACAAACUGGUAGUACGGAUGACGGGUUUAUUGAUGAUACUCUGUUGACUGACAUCAACCAGUUUAGUUUGCACGAGUCCUCAUCUGACUAUUUCGAAAUUUAUGACCAAUCGGAAUCAGUUGCGGUCAUACAGAAGCGACACCUGACUAGCACUGCCUCCUCAGAUGCACUGGACGAAGCAGACCAGCAAGACCAAAUCAAACAUCCUUUGGGGAAAUCUGAAAAUUGUGUGAGUAAAUUAGAUGAGAGCCUUGUGAAAGGCGGUUCCUCAGGGUUGGGCGAACGGCCAGAAGAUGGAUACGACGAGCAACAGGAAUCGAGACAAGACUUAAAACCGGCCGCUUUGGGAGUUCCAUCCCUACAUGGGGCCCGAACGCCAACUGAUUACAUGACUUUGGUGUGGGAUUCUAAUCUUACCGACGAUACGGAUCCUUCGUUGGACCUAAAAUCCGAUGACUUGGCCGGAAGUGAUUGACUAUUCUGCUCUUACUUAUUCACCCGGAUGACGGACGCCUCGUUCAAAGACGCGUUGAAGGACGCCAAAUCCAUCAGGCUGCAUCCAAAGUGCCACUCACCGGUUCAGGUUCUAUUUGUCUAAGUCGCUUUCCCCUUCUCCGCGCCUUCCAUUGAUGGGUUUCGUUUCGCCGCCAAUUUUUCGCUUUCUCUUCAUUGUUUUGUCUGUCCACAUGCUCAGUUCUGUUCACUUGUUUACUGUCCAAAGCAUUUGGAGUGAGACAGAUCAAGAGUUAUUUUAUAAAUUGUCCAAAAAGUGCCCACGAUCCA
This is a messenger RNA of Opisthorchis viverrini, 1405 nucleotides long. RefSeq lists its product as hypothetical. The transcript is spliced from 6 exons. NCBI's taxonomy places the organism in Eukaryota, Metazoa, Platyhelminthes, Trematoda, Opisthorchiida, Opisthorchiidae. The record is from RefSeq and is a predicted model, not a curated record. The coding region runs from base 201 to 1097 and encodes 298 amino acids.